AUGGCAGCGCGACCCUGGGCUUCUGGGCCACGCGCCGCCCCGUGCCGCGCUCCGUGGAGCCUGGAGCCGCCUGACGCCGCGUCACAUGCCGCGUGGGCCUCGGACGCCAUCACUCGGCACUUCUGGGACUGGAUGACAGCUCAUCCACGCGACCCUGGGCUUCUGGGCCACGCGCCGCCCCCGUGCCGCGCUCCGUGGAGCCUGGUGCCACCUGACGCCGCGUCACACGACGCGUGGGCCUCGGCCGCCGUCACUCGGCACUUCUGGGACUGGAUGACAGCUCAUCCACGCGACCCUGGGCUUCUGGGCCACUCGCCGCCCCCGUGCCGCGAUCCGUGGAGCCUGGAGCCGCCUGACGCCGCGUCACACGCCGCGUGGGCCUCGGCCGCCGUCACUCGGCACUUCUGGGACUGGAUGACAGCUCAUCCACGCGACCCUGGGCUUCUGGGCCACGCGCCGCCCCCGUGCCGCGCUCCGUGGAGCCUGGAGCCGCCUGAAGCCGCGUCACACGCCGCGUGGGCCUCGGCCGCCGUCACUCGGCACUUCUGGGACUGGAUGACAGCUCAUCCACGCGACCCUCGGCUUCUGGGCCACGCGCCGCACCCGUGCCGCGCUCCAUGGAGCAUGGAGCCGCCUGACGCCGCGUCACACGCCACGUGGGCCUCGGCCGCCGUCACUCGGCACUUCUGGGACUGGAUGACAGCUCAUCCACGUGACCCUGGGCUUCUGGGCCACGCGCCGCCCCCGUGCCGCGCUUUGUGGAGCCUGGAGCCGCCUGGCGCCGCGUCACACGCCGCGUGGGCCUCGGCCGCCGUCACUCGGCACUUCUGGGACUGGAUGACAGCUCAUCCACGCGACCCUGGGCUUCUGGGCCACGCGCCGCCCCUGUGCCGCGCUCCGUGGAGCCUGGAGCCGCCUGACGCCGCGUCACACGCCGCGUGGGCCUCGGCCGCCGUCACUCGGCAAUUCUGGGACUGGAUGACAGCUCAUCCAAUCCUGUUCACGUGCCUGACCUUCCCUAACCAGCAAACGACGUUAAAUGGCAACGCGACCCUGGGCUUCUGGGCCACGCGCCGCCCCCGUGCCGCGCUCCGUGGAGCCUGGUGCCACCUGACGCCGCGUCACACGCCGCCAAACGACGUUAAAUGGCAGCGCGACCCUGGGCUUCUGGGCCACGCGCCGCCCCCGUGCCGCGCUCCGUGGAACCGGGAGCCGCCUGACGCCGCGUCACACGCCGCGUGGGCCUCGGCCGCCGUCACUCGGCACUUCUGGGACUGGAUGACAGCUCAUCCAAUCCUGUUCACGUGCCUGACCUUCCCUAACCAGCAAACGACGUUAAAUGGCAGCGCGACCCUGGGCUUCUGGGCCACGCGCCGCCCCCGUGCCGCGCUCCGUGGAGCCUGGAGCCGCCUGACGCCACGUCACACGCCGCGUGGGCCUCGGCCGCCGUCACUCGGCACUUCUGGGACUGGAUGA
Schistocerca nitens (vagrant locust) is the source of this 1476-nucleotide messenger RNA. RefSeq names its product foot protein 1 variant 2-like. The transcript is spliced from 10 exons. The record is from RefSeq and is a predicted model, not a curated record. Bases 1 to 1476 code for a protein of 491 amino acids. NCBI's taxonomy places the organism in Eukaryota, Metazoa, Arthropoda, Insecta, Orthoptera, Acrididae.